Perognathus longimembris pacificus (Pacific pocket mouse) is the source of this 2963-nucleotide messenger RNA. It is a transcript of the gene Pgbd1, whose product is annotated as piggyBac transposable element derived 1. The transcript is spliced from 7 exons. The record is from RefSeq and is a predicted model, not a curated record. Gene Ontology annotation, molecular function: sequence-specific DNA binding. Lineage: Eukaryota; Metazoa; Chordata; Mammalia; Rodentia; Heteromyidae. Bases 475 to 2853 code for a protein of 792 amino acids.
AAUGCCUCGGGUUCCCCGCUCCGCUGCUGGCAAUCUCCCGCGGUCCAAGCCCCGGUGCAGGUAGCUCCAGGUGACGCUUCCCUUGCACUACGAGACUCCACGGUGUGGUAGCGUCGGGGGGGAGUCUGGCCAGAGCAUUCCAGCUAUAAGCCCGGGGUUCCUGGGACAUCCCUAAACUAGAUCGGAGGCCACAUUUUUGUUUUGCACCGUCUUUUAACUCGGUAGUCGGAGCCCGCACUUGGAUUCCAACGUAUUGGACCCGUCUGCUGCGAGCCGGGCGCUGUGCUGCGUGCUAGCGUGCAAUCUUAGGAUCCAUGCUAAGCCUGCCACAAGCCUAGCAUCUCAGGUACCUCUCUGUAAAGUCAUCCAUCCAGAAGCCCACCAGUAUCUCGUGUACCAGAUGUACCUUUGGAAAAGCAUUAUUGAAGCAUAGACUUCAGCCAAGUGAGCCUUCCUCUAGCAUCUGAGCUCAACAUGUUUGAAGGUUUGCCAGGUUCUACUCGUGAAAAUGAAGACAGUCUUGUGAAAGUGAAGGCAGAAGAUUCCACCUGGGAGCAGGCCUAUCACUCACAGGAGAGCAGCACCCACACUCAGGAGUUUUGCCGUCUGCGCUUCCGGCAGUUUUGUUACCAAGAGGCUCCUGGACCCAGGGAAGCUCUGGCUCAUCUCCGAGAACUUUGUCACCAAUGGCUGAGACCAGAGAUGCACACCAAGGAGCAGAUCCUGGAGCUGCUGGUGCUGGAGCAGUUCCUGACCAUCCUACCCAAGGAACUGCAGGCCUGGGUACAGUUGGAUUGUGUGCAAAGCGGAGAAGAGGCAGUGACAGUGUUGGAGAACCUAGCCACAGGACAGGGACCUGUGGGACAGCAGGCAUCUUUCUACAUUCAGGGACAGGACAUGCACCUAGUGGUAGCAGAAUAUCAGGGAGCCUCUUUGGACUGUCAGAACCUCCAUAUCCUGCCUGGAGUCACCACCCUGACAUGUGAACAUCCACAGCUCCCCCAAGAAGUGAGUGGUGGAGUGCCAGAGGGGUUUGCUCCUCAGGGAACAACCUUUGCCCAGGAAGAAAGUUCCAGAGAUGAAACAACAUUGCCUGAGUUUAACCCACCCCAGGUCCAGAUGUCAGCACAGAGUGGAGAAGAAGCAUCCCAGGCUUUUGCCCCACAGGAGUGGCCACACCUGAGUUUGACUCAGAGAAACCUCUGUGGGAACUCAGCUCAGGAGAAGAUUGCCAACCUGAUGAAACAAGAUACUCCUGAAGAAAUGGAACAAGAUGGGAAGACCUUAGGAAGUCCCAGUAGAGAUUGUGCACCCCACCUACCUUGUAGUACUACUGAAAAGACAGUUUCAAAUUUGAACCCUUUGAAGGAUCGUCACCCUCCCCGUGACUCAUGGGCCCGGAUGCACAUUGCAUCCUUGCAAUAUGCAGCAGGAGACAUUACUCGAAAAGGGAGGAAAAAAGACAAAGCUCGAGUGAGUGAACUGCUUCAAGGCCUUGCAUUUUCUGAUGACUCAGAGGGAGAGGAAGAAAUUGAGCCUGAAUUGCAGCCUGUGCAGAAGAAGCUAAAGGUGUCAAGUGUCUCUGAGAAAAGUUGGACUAAAAGAGACCUAAAACCCAACUUUCCAAGUUGGUCAGCACUAGACUCUGGACUUUUGAACCUCAAGAGUGAAAAGUUGAAUCCAGUAGAACUCUUUGAAUUAUUUUUUGAUGAUGAAACAUUCAACUUGAUUGUCACUGAAACUAACAAUUAUGCUUCUCAGAGAAAUGUCAACUUGGAAGUCACAGUCCAGGAGAUGCGAUGUGUGUUUGGCGUCCUGCUUUGGAGUGGCUUUGUGAGGCGCCCUAGAAGGGGAAUGUAUUGGGAAAUUUCUGAUACUGACCAGAACCUGGUGAGGGAGGCAAUUAGAAGAGAUAGAUUUGAAUUGAUUUUCUCAUGUCUGCAUUUUGCAGAUAAUAGCCACCUAGAUCAGAAAGAUAAGUUUUCAAAAUUGAGGCCUCUCAUAAAACAAAUGAAUAAAAAUUUCCUCUUGUAUGCUCCCCUAGAAGAAUACUAUUGCUUUGACAAAUCAAUGUGUGAAUGCUUUGAUAGUGACCAAUUCCUGAAUGGAAAGCCUCUUCGAAUUGGCUACAAAAUUUGGUGUGGGACAACCACACAGGGUUAUCUGGUUUGGUUUGAACCCUAUCAAGAGGAAUCAACUAUGGAGACAGACAAGGAUCUUGACCUUGGGCUUGGUGGAAAUCUAGUCAUGAACUUUGCUGAUGUUCUUUUAGAGAGAGGUCAAUAUCCCUAUCAUCUGUGUUUUGAUAGCUUCUUUACCAGUGUCAAAUUGAUGUCAGCUUUGAAAAGGAAGGGAGUAAGGGCUACUGGAUCAAUUCGUGAGAACAGGACUGAAAAAUGUCCCCUUAUGAAUGCAGACAAUAUGAAAAAAAUGAAGAAGGGGUACUUUGAUUUCCAAGUGGAAGAAAGUGAUGAGAUAAUUCUGUGUCGUUGGCACGGUGAUAGCAUUAUCAGUUUGUGCUCAAAUGCUGUAGGCAUAGAACCAGUCAGUGAGAUAAGUUGUUUUGCUGAUGGCAAAGAGCUCCCUCAGGUAAGUCAACCAUCCAUAGUGAAAUUGUAUGAGGAAUGCAGAAAAGGUGUAGGUAAAAUGGAUCAAAUUAUUUCCAAGUAUAGAGUAAGAUUGAGAAGCAAGAAAUGGUAUUCAAUUUUGGUGAGCUAUAUGGUUGAUGUUGCCAUGAACAAUGCAUGGCAGCUGCAUAGAAUCUGUAACCCAGGCUCCUCUCUGGACCUCUUGGAUUUUCGGAGAUGUGUUGCACAUUUCUACUUGGGACACAAUGCUAAUAUGUCAGAUUAAGAGAAAAGAAAAUAGAGCUAGGAAUAUAGCCUAGUGGUAAAGUGCUCGCCUCAUAUACAUGACGCCCAGGGUUCGUUUUCUCAGCACCACAUAUAUAGAUAAAAGCCGGA